Phaeoacremonium minimum UCRPA7 is the source of this 1404-nucleotide messenger RNA. RefSeq names its product putative ctd kinase subunit alpha protein. Gene Ontology annotation, biological process: transcription elongation by RNA polymerase II; protein phosphorylation; positive regulation of transcription elongation by RNA polymerase II. The record is from RefSeq and is a predicted model, not a curated record. Gene Ontology annotation, molecular function: cyclin binding; cyclin-dependent protein serine/threonine kinase activity; ATP binding. Bases 1 to 1404 code for a protein of 467 amino acids. The transcript has 3 exons. Gene Ontology annotation, cellular component: nucleus; cyclin/CDK positive transcription elongation factor complex. NCBI's taxonomy places the organism in Eukaryota, Fungi, Ascomycota, Sordariomycetes, Togniniales, Togniniaceae.
AUGAGGAACGACCUCGGGACGAUCGAGAGGGCAGAGACACCAGAGAUACCAGAGAUACCAGAGAUAUCAGAGAAACUAAGGAGACUAAGGACCCCCGAGAUGCUCUACCACGGGAUGUCCCAACUGGGCCAGCCUCCUCUCGUGUUCAGCGAAACGAUCAGAGACAACGUCAAGAACCACGUCAGCGCCCAGAACCGACUACUCCUCCCAGAGGACCUCGCAAGCUCAGAUUCUGUUUUCUUCCGGAAGCCAGGAAACGAAUCUGUGAUCGGAUCCGGUACCUACGGCAAGGUGUUCAAAGCCGUUCACGUCUACACCAAGAACUUGGUUGCUCUGAAGCGGAUACGUAUGGAGGGCGAGCGCGAUGGUUUUCCUGUCACAGCGGUCCGGGAAAUCAAGCUUCUCCAGUCUCUGCGGCAUAUCAACAUCGUCAACCUACAAGAGGUCAUGGUAGAGAAAAACGACUGCUUUAUGGUUUUCGAGUAUAUGUCACACGAUCUGACCGGUAUUCUUAACCAUCCGACUUUCAAACUGGAUGCAGCUCAAAGGAAGCACCUUGCGAUGCAACUUUUCGAGGGACUGGACUAUCUUCACAAAAGAGGAGUCCUACAUCGAGAUAUUAAAGCUGCCAACAUACUUGUCAGCAGUGACGGUAUCUUGAAAUUGGCAGACUUUGGUCUUGCUCGCUUCUAUGCCAAACGCCAUCAACUUGAUUAUACAAAUCGAGUGAUUACUAUCUGGUAUCGAUCACCGGAACUACUACUCGGCGAAACACAGUAUGGUCCUGGUGUGGACAUUUGGAGUGCAGCUUGUGUCAUGGUUGAAAUCUUUACACGGCAUGCCAUAUUUCCCGGCGACGGGGGUGAGAUCAGCCAAUUAGACAAGAUCUACGCAGUCCUCGGCACCCCGAACAAGGCAGAAUGGCCGGGCCUGGUCGAUAUGCCGUGGUUCGAACUCUUGAGACCUGGAUACAGAAAAUCGAAUGUAUUCGCAGAAAAGUAUAAGGAGAAACUGCCUGCAGCUGCCUUUGAGCUACUAGCUGCCAUGUUCCAGUAUGACCCUGCGAAGCGACCCUCGGCCACAGAGGUUUUGGAGCAUCCCUACUUCACUACGGAGGGACCCUCUCCGCGACAAGCAGUAGAGCUUCAAAGUCUUGAUGGUGACUGGCACGAGUUUGAGUCCAAGGCUCUUCGCCGUGAAAACGAAAAGAAGGAGAGGGAGGCCAGGAGAGCGGCCAAGGAAGGCCCCUCUCGCGACAAAGAAAAGAAGCGUCCGAACGACGCGAAUGACUCUCAUCGAGAGCAUAAACGGCCCCAUGUGGACAAAACUUCACAGGCUGAUCGAACGUCGGGUACAACUACAGGACCCCCUCCGACAUCUGGAUCACAAGCAAGCAAGGCUUAG